Messenger RNA from Rhipicephalus sanguineus (brown dog tick), 7802 nucleotides. Its product is annotated as autism susceptibility gene 2 protein homolog. Lineage: Eukaryota; Metazoa; Arthropoda; Arachnida; Ixodida; Ixodidae. The coding region runs from base 284 to 5068 and encodes 1594 amino acids. The record is from RefSeq and is a predicted model, not a curated record. The transcript is spliced from 19 exons.
UCGUCCAUCUCCCUCCGCCAUUUGAAGCGAACAAUUGGGGUUUCGCGUCGAGUGCUCGGACGGCGUUUUUACCGGUUUCAAAAGAGUGAAAAAAGCGUCUCCAGUGGGACGGUGAUCGUUGGAUUGUCGUCGUCGACCCUGUGCCCGGAUCUAGUGUGUUUACUCCUUCCCGUGCUCGGAUUAACCGCCGUGUGGAUGUGCCUGGCGAUGUGCUGCUGCACCCGGAGGCGCGGCGGUUGAUUCGGCCGCCGCGGCAGCAGCCGCCGCCGCGUUGUCUGUCGCCAUGGAAGGCGAAGCCAAAGCGCGGGGCUCCCGCUGUCGGCGCCGCGAAAGGGCCGCCCGGAUGCAAAAGCAGGCUAUGCGCGGCGGUCAGAGCGCCGAUGAGGCGGACGAGUCGCCUGGCCGCUCGGCGUCAAAGCCCCCGAGGCCUCCGAACCGCAAGAAAAGGAAUAAGGAGCCCGUCUUUGAGGAGGAUGUCAUCGACGGCUUUGCCAUUCUCAGCUUCAGGACGUACGAGGAGUUAGAGAGCACGAUCAAGAGCAGGGAGCCGGAGACGCGGCCUUCGUCUCCGGAGCCCUUGCUCAACUCCAAGAUCAACUGCAACGACAAGCACCCGCCGGCCUCCUCGCCAACGCCCCCGAGGACCAAGACCAAGCCUGCCAGGACGAGCCUAAACAAGGUCCGGAAAGGUUCGUCCCGCGUGGCGAGCGACGAAAACUCACGGCCCCCCGGGGCCGGGGGGCCAGAAACGCCGCCCGCCUCCAUCAACUCCCGAACGCAGCAGUUGCAGACCAGGAGCGCCUCCGGCGACAGGCUCAGCGACUGCAGCACGCGGUCCAGUUCCGGACGUGGCUACAUGGGCAGCGACAGCCAGGACCAUAACGCUUGUGAUAGUGAGAGCGACAGCGAAAGGGCGUCCGACGCAGGAUCUGAUCUCUUCUCUGGACCAGCUCACCAUCCAAGGCCCCCACAGGCGCCGAGCCUCGGCCAGGCGGCGGCCAGCCCGGCGUCCAGUGCGGCGACGACGACCACUACUCCCGCCGGCGCGGCGGCUGCGGCGGCGGCACCAACCACUGCCGUGACUACUGCCAGCUGCACGCCGACGACCGCCACCACGACCAACGCUGCAGCCGCGCCGCCGUGCGUGCCGCCCAGCGCCCGCUCUAGUCCCCCUCUGGCACGGCGAGCACCGCCGUCGCCCGCAGCAGCCGCGUUGCUGCACAAUGGGCCAUCGUGGCAGCAACAACAGCAACAACAGCCGCCGGCCGAACCACAGCAGCAACAACAGCCCCUCCAACAGCAACAGCCCGCCACUGCCGCCGCGGCGCCCGUGACGCCCGCCGUGACGAGCUCACCGUCGCCCGUGGUCAGCACCCCGACGACCACGACCAGUAGUAGCGUCACGUCUUGCGCACCAUCCUUGGUGGGGCUCAUCUCGAGCAGUACGACCACCACAACUACCACCACCACCGCCGCAACCUCCAGCAGCAGCUGCAACGUGAACGUAAGCGCCGUUAGCAACAUCCAGCAGCGGCCCCGAUUGGCGCCGAGCAGCCCCGCGCCCUGUCGGUUACCGUCGGCCGAGCCUUCGCCCCCGCCGGCGCCGAGCCUAGUGUCCGAGCUCCUGUCGCAACCGCCCUACCUGCCUCCCGAAGCGCUUAAUGGAAACCACUCGUCCUCAUCAUCGAGCGUCGGCGGCGGCAGUGCCUCGCUAGUGGGGCCGCGCGAGCACCACCUCUUCGGCAACAGCCGGACGCCGACGACGCCCGCCACGACGCCACCCGUUGGCGCGACGGCGCACGCCGCCACGGCGGCGGCGGCCUCGGUGGGCGGCGGUGCGGCACCGCCUCCCCUGCGCAACGGCAGCGCGUUCGCCGGCCACGGCUCGUCGCCGUCGCCGCUGCUGGCGAGCCACCUGGUCCACAACCCGGGCACCGCCGGCAGCCGCGAGGGUAGCAGCGGCAGCGUGUCCAAGCCCGUGACGCCCGCAGCCGCUGCGCCUGCGCCCGGACCCUUGUUUCCUUUCUCGCUGGUGCAGCCGCCGCCGCAUAGCCGGGGCUCGCCGCACAGCAGCCGCGGUUCGCCGCAAAGCUCGUUCCUGGCCGCGCUGCCUACGCCGCCGCCGGCCACGGCUGCCCGGCCGGGACUCGCGGUGACGCCCACGCGCGCUCCGACGCCGACGUCCAGCCUGGGAAGCUCGCAUUCCAACAGCAGCCUAUCCAGCCUCAGCCAGUUAAGUCAAUCGCUGCAAGGCAAGGAGAGCGGAGGCAGCAGCAGUAGCAGCAGUGGUAGUGGCCGAGGGGGAUCGCGCAACAACACGCCCUCCUCCCUGGCACCGCCGCUGGGCUCUGCGCCGGAGAGGUCGAGCCUCCCGCCCGGUGUCUACUCAGGUGCCUCUUCCAACAGCCUCACCAGCCUGGUCUUCUCCAAACCCUGGGCUGGGUCUGGUCCUGGCUCGUACCCUGGUGUGUCGGUGAGCAGCAACGGCCCUCCGUCAAUGGGGACGCCACCCGUGGCGACACACCGGCCCACGCCUCCACUGCCAGUGAGCAGCAGUGGGCCCUCUCCCUCCUCCUCCUCUGCAGCCGCAGCCUCCUCAGCAGCUGCGGCGGCGGCAGCAGCAGCAGGCCUGGGGUUUCCUCCUCACCCAGGAAUGUUUGCUACCCCUAUCGCACCCCCAGGGGCACCCAGCCUUGCAUCCACUGCACUGGGCUUGCCUGCUGGUCCCACUGCCUUUGUGCCAGAGGCAUCUCUGCUGCCAAACCAAGACCUGUUGCGACGAGAGCUGGACACGCGGUUCUUGGCAUCCCAAGACCGGUCGAUAGCGAUACCGCCGCCACCCUACAUGCGCACCGAACUUCACCAUCACCCAACGCAGCCUGCCCAGCAGCAGCAUCAUCCUUUGCACCCAGCACACAGCCCAUUCCUGCCCCCUGCUCUCGCAGGGUCCCUAGUGCCGCAGCCAUCACCUCACCUGUAUGACAAGUUCCAUCCGAAGUUGGACUCUCCAUUUUAUUCAAGAAGUGCCGCGUUGGGGUUGACCGGUUAUGCUGGUCUCUCUCCACUCCUCAACCCAAGCAUGGCCACGGGAACUCCUUUCGUAGCACCUGCCCAUCUCGCUGCAUUUCAGCCAAAAAUGAACCCCCUUGUGAAGAACAAGAACAUGAAGUCCGGUCGAUGGUGCGCAAUGCACGUCCGCAUUGCCUGGGAGAUCUACAACCACCAGCAGAAGCAACAGCAACAGCAGCAGCAGCAACAGCAGCAGUCGUCCUCAGAGCCUGCCUCCCACAAGAGUGGCCCCUCCGCUGUUGGGCCUGGGGCGUCAGCGCAGCCCGGCCCCGCUCCCUCCUCGGCCUCUCUCUCCGCCAAGGGUGACCUCCUGCGAGCGCCCAAUCACCACCUGUACUCGUCCCUCCCAAGGCCGCACGACCUCAGCGCCUUCCCGUCGGCAUUGCUGGGAGCAGCCGGAGCUGGUCAUCCGAGGGCACCCUUCGAUGCAUCGCCUCAUAGCAAUUUUCUCACCCAUAGCCCUGGUCACAUAGCAGCAACCCUGAGUCGAAUGCCAGUGUCCACAUCAAGCAGUUCCCUCAGCCGAUCAACAGCAUCACGGGUACUUCCUCCUCCAGGCAUGUCUCCAUUUUCAAGGCCAGGUUUCCCGGGAUUCGUUGGCGCUAGCCCCGGCAACGCCGCUUACAGCACGCUUGGAGGGCUUCAUGGUUUGUCGGGGAAUCCACCAGCUAGUCUCUUUGCAAGCCGGGGUGACCUGGGAGCAGGCUGCUUGGGCCAGGACCCGUGGGCGCGCCUUCACCGCGGAGCACCAUACGGCCCCCUUGCCGGGGCCGCUCCUCCGCCCCAGGCGGGGGGCGGUGCCCAACCCGGUUCGGGGGGCGGAGCCUGGGGAGGCCUCAAGGCCGAGGCUGACCGUGAACGCCUAGAGCAACAACAGCACGAAGGGGAGAAGCAACGCAGGCUCGAGGCUGCUGCUGCUGCCGCUGCCGCUGCGGACAAAGAGCGCAAGGAGCGCGAGGCAGCCGCGGCUCUCGAGAAGGCUAAGGAGAUCGAGAGGGAAAAGAAAGCGCAGGAAGAAAGACAACGCGAAAGGGACCGGGAGAACCGGCUACACUUGCACCAUAAUCUAUCGGAAGGAAUUCUACGCAACGGGGACUACAUGGAUGCACGAGCAACGAGCAACAGCCACCACCAACUCAUGAGAGACCGAGAGCCCCACUCACGCGCGACAGAGUGGAGCCUUCGGGAACCCCCGACCCGGUCGCCCGCCAGAGCUCCAAAAGUCGAAGGCCCGUUCGAACCACCGGCGCCUCCCAAGGUCGAAGUGCGGGUGAAAGAAGAACGGCGCGAACCCGACGAGCCCGAACGAAAGCGGCCAGCGCCUCCACCCGCCGCCGCACCACCCGUUCCACCUUCCGACGACUUCAGGAACGCCCACUUCCUCAGUCUGGGUGCUGCCGAGAGGGCCGCCUUCUGGGGCGCCGCAGCUGCUGCCGCGGCCCCGCCGCUAGGUGGCCUCGGUGGCGACCCUUACAGAACUUUGCUCGAUUUCCACCACUCUACCCGCAGCGAGCUAGAACGGGAGCGAUACCGCCUACCUAAUCCCAUGGUCGCCUUCCACGACCGAUUCCGCGACAUCUCCGAGCUGGACCGACUGGCGCUCGAGCGAGAGCUGCAAAGCAAGCUGGCCGCUCCCCCGCUUCGGCCCACCGACCCGGCUGCCUUCUCUACGCUCUUCUCGCCGCUGGGUCCCCCGAGCCCCUACCUCGGGGGCCUUGCAGGGCUGGCGGCGACGAGCCGGGCCGGAGCCAAGAAUGGUCCCACCUCGGCCGCUCCCCCGGGGUCCCGCCCCGAGGGUGCCGUGCCACCUCCGCUGAUCCCCUGCGGCAGCGGAGGGGGUGCCGUGGGGCCCAACAGUGGGCCGCCCCCGCACGGGCUGUCAUCUCUCAACCACAAGAUGAGCUCGCUCGUGGACCACGGCGCGCACCACGACGUGGCACUCUAUGCCAAGGAGAGGAGAGAACUGGCUAAUCACAAGGCGGAGGGGCAGCUAAGGUAGUGGUGGCAGGGGGGCUCCUCAGCGGUGGGUGGGGACACGAAAUAUCGUUUUUCUCCUGAUGUGGCGAGCAGAAGCGGGCAAGGUUGGGAACUGCAGUAUGGGCAGCAGCCACAUCUCGACGGCAGCGUGUUUCUUCCAAAGCACUAGCAUCUAAAGCAGUAAGCUGUCCAGAAACCUUGCGAAGGGAAGUGGAGGAAAAAAAUGCUUUAAUUUAAUUGGAGAAUGCACUGGAAAGACAUAGUUGGAUGCUAUAAUGGACGACUAUAUAUGUCGUUUAGCCAAAAGUGGUAUAGGUGACAAAUGUACAGCGAGGAUAGGCAAGAACAGUGACCUUUUCUGCUGGCAUUUCAUUCUUGCCAAGAAUCUCCAAGAAGCCUGCGCUGAAACAAACAGGCCUAGCAGCAGUACUUUUCGUGGACACAAGGUUUCUGAGACACAAAGGUGGCACUAUUCUAAGUUAUAAACAACAUUGGAAUGAUUCACCCCAGGAAACCCUGUGUGGACCUUCAAUGUUUCUGUGGAAAUUGUGUGCGCGCACCGCUUGCAGAGAGCUGUGCAGCAAACUAGUGAGGCCGUCGUCGUGCUCUUUCCAUUCGAAUUCUUUCUCACGCACUCUUCCCAAAUCAAAUGCACACGAAUGGAGGAUUGCCUGUCUGCAUAGGACGGCAAUUCGUACAACGAAUUUAGUGGCACCGUGUAGAGCGAGUUUGAGGUUGAGUGCUUUGUUAUUUAUUGGUUUAAUAUGCCAAUGAACCUUGCCCGCCUCUGCGCCCGACCCAACCCGCCCCCUCACCCCCCCCCUUGCCGCAUCGCGUGAUGGCCGUGGAGAAUGUGCAACCAUAGUGAUGUUUUUUGUUUCCUCUUCCGUCUUUCCUCAUCAUUUUUUUUUCUUUUUUUUUAAACAUUUAUGAUCGUGCUGCUGAGCGGCGCGUCGAGCUUUCUCACGGACUACUUCCAUUUCCCUCUCGCCCGUCGUGGCGGAGGAUGCCAGCGUGUCAAGUCAAAAAUGUGAGCGGUGGAAGAAGAAGCGAAAGAAGAGGAAAGUGUAAAAAAAAAUGUUUUCGUGCGUGGGCGUGUGUACAUAGGUUUUUAAAAAGAAGGGAAAACGAAAAAACUGUGUGCAUGCGUGUGUACAUGUGCGUGUAUCGUUUUUGUACCAUAGUUUGCCUACAGUAGUGGAAGGAGCGAGGGGAAAAUGUGAGGACGGAAAAAAAAGACGAAAUACGCGAAAAUUCUGCGGCUGUGUGUGCGUGUGUGUACAUUCUGAGUGUUCAUAAUGUACAUAGAAACAUCAAGGAGCGUGUUUCCUGUUUAUUUGUUCAAUUUGUUUGUUUGCCAUGUGAGUGCGCGCAAAUGUGUACGUGUAAAUACUAUGUAAUAACUACAGGGAGGGGGAAAAAGAUAAAAACGAGGGAGCUCCCUUUUUUUCUCGGCUGCAACAGGCUUGCUGUAUACAAAGAGGACUUUGUUCAUUCUUUUUUUCACCUCCAAGUGGCUUUUUUCUUUAGCUUGCUGAAAUUUGUGAUAUGCACUCGUAUCAUCGAUACGCGGUGCGUCAUAGUUUUCCUGCUUUCUGAUGUGGUUGGCCGGCAAUGUAACAGAGUAGAGUAUGUCUCCGCAGAUUUCUUUUCUUCAAACCUCUCUUUUUUGUGGAUAUUUAUUAUGUCAUAAUGCAAACGGCGAGAAUCUGGCAUUGCGAGCUGGUACCUCUUCACAGGGUGUUCAGUGGCUGUAGUGAAAAAUUCUUUCCUACACUUUUUCUCAUUUUCGCUCGCGUUCCGAGCCUUUCAAAGGGAAAAAAGACGAACCUAAGGAUCUGCUGGAUAUGCAUCUGUUACUGUCUCCCUAGGGUGACAUAUUUUUUUUUUGUCACUCGCGGGAGUGCACAGCUUUUGGCGGUGUACAUAUAUUUAUACUGCUUGAAAAAAAAAAAAAGGAAACAGGUGGGCAUUUUGUAUCUCCGGUAAUACUUUCUUUUUAUCUCAUCUUUCUUUCUCUCUCGGCAGGGGUAACGGAGCUUAUUGGUAUCGCAAAGUUGUGGAAUAUACAGUUAGUUUCUUUCUUGAUUUCAAAACCCGAUGGAGAUCAUUCACUGCAUCAUCUUUCACAGGCUGCGAUUAAUAACGUACCUUGCCUUGUGAUGAAUCCCGAUCUGGCGAUACUUGAAUUGCAGCCAUUCCGAUGCGCAGCGCCCAUUGUGUUUCAAAUUGGGCCGGAUUUCUGUCAAAAUUAAUACUGAAAUGACAAGGCUCGACUUGCCAGACUCCCUUAGAAAAACUAAUACAUCGCGGAACAGCUCGGUAAACAGCAGUGUUGCUGAUGCAGCGUAAAUCUGACGGAGAAGGUCGAUGCAUGUUUUUUAGACCCUUAAGAAGAAAGUUAUACAUCUGACGAACCCAUCGUGUCUCGUGUAAGUGGGCCAACUCGCAAAACGUAUUUAUGAAAAUCGUCUAUAUAUAUAUUGCAACUACAGAGGGGAAGAAAGCAGGGGAUGCUGGUGGUGUAGUUGCCUUAUUUUUACUAAAUGCGUCGAAGCUGCGCACCAAGAAAACGCUUCUUUUGUGUGUGUGUAUGUAAAUGAAAUGUCUUGGCGCCGCUUUCCCCUUCCUCCUUUUUUUUUUUCUUUUGGUGUUGCACCAAAUCCAAAGUGUUUAAAAAAAAGUUAGUGUACAGCAAGAAAAUAAAUGACAACAAUGAGGGGGCUUAAAACUCCUCUCUGUUGCAAAGAGACUGA